AUGGAAGUACAACACGGUGCCCGACCGGUCGGCUUACGGUCGCGUUUGGCGCCGACAGAGUCGGCGCCGUCGCAUACAUGCCAGACGGCUAUAUGCCAAACACGGCUGUCCCAGAAUCCGUUAUCAGCGUUUUCUGUUAUCGUCGUCACGGCGGCGGUGGCAACCGACUCUGUUUUGGUCACCCGCUCAGAGUGCUCACUGCUCAGACACCGUUCGUUUACGCCGCGCGUCACACGUACCACGGACUUGUCGUCUUUUCGUCGCGUAGGAUGCGAUUGGUUCCCUUCCGGUUCAUCACGACCAUCCGCCGCACACCUAAGUACGCCCGACACGUCUAGAGGAUUAAAGUGA
Macrosiphum euphorbiae (potato aphid) is the source of this 351-nucleotide messenger RNA. The record is from the annotation of a GenBank genome assembly. Lineage: Eukaryota; Metazoa; Arthropoda; Insecta; Hemiptera; Aphididae.